GAAACCUCAUCCAACCAAUUCAUUCAUCUUCAACAAAAUGAAAGAGGGCACAAUUAGUCUUUUAGCUCUUGUGGCUUUGUUCCUCCUUAAGGUGGUCUUAGCCGUUGAGCUCUCUCUUCCCUUCCAUAUGCCAAUCAAUGAAACCUUUGACCUUGAAGUAUUUCAAGGUAAUGCAUUAGUCGGCAUGUACUCAUACCCACGAUGUGGAAGGCAAGGUGGUGGAGGAAAAUGUAUUAAAACCGAAGAGUGUUGUAGUAUUUAUGGUUGGUGUGGAACCACAUCAGCUUAUUGUGCUCCUGGAAAUUGUCAAAGUCAAUGCGUUAAACCAUCUCCACCUCCACCCUCGCCUCCAUCUCCACCCCCAUCCCCACCUCCACCCUCACCUCCACCUCCACCUCCAUCUGUAUACCCACGAUGUGGAAGGCAAGGUGGUGGAGGAAAAUGUAUUAAAACCGGAGAGUGUUGUAGUAUAUAUGGUUGGUGUGGAACCACAUCAGCUUAUUGUGCUCCUGGAAAUUGUCAAAGUCAAUGUGUUAAACCAUCUCCACCUCCACCCCCAUCCCCACCUCCACCUCCAUCCCCACCCCCACCUUCACCCUCACCUCCACCCCCACCUCCAUCUGUAUACCCACGAUGUGGAAGGCAAGGUGGUGGAGGAAAAUGUAUUAAAACCGGAGAGUGUUGUAGUAUUUAUGGUUGGUGUGGAACCACAUCAAAUUAUUGUGCUCCUGGGAAUUGUCAAAGUCAAUGCAAAAGUACUCUAACCUCAUCAGCCAACAAUCGUAUGAGAGGUAUUGAAAGCUUCUAGCUCAAUGUUGUCAACAUAUAUAUAUAUAUGCUAGCUCAUGUAUUCCCAAUUACUAGCUAGCUAGAGGAUGUACUCUUACGCCUCUUUUGAGACUGGUGAAGUGAUGGAAUAAUAAUGUGUGUAAUGAUAAUGCAUAUAAAAUGCAUUAAGUAAUAUAAUAAAUAAAGGAGUGCUUUAAUUUUAUCUAAAUUAAAA
Molecule: messenger RNA, 1003 nt
Organism: Solanum dulcamara
Lineage: Eukaryota; Viridiplantae; Streptophyta; Magnoliopsida; Solanales; Solanaceae
Product: chitin-binding lectin 1-like
Exons: 1
Coding region: 38-808 (256 amino acids)
Molecular function (GO): chitin binding
Source: RefSeq, a predicted model, not a curated record